CUCAAAAAUGCAUCACACUAUAUGCAAAUCGAAUCCGAGCUAGUUAGCCUCAUCGCGUCACGUGCAGGAUCCGGCAGGAGUGAAGGCAGGAUCACGGGUGACGUUUGCGGUUGCCCUAACCCUCCUGUUAUAUUCGAACGGGAAACGUUUAAGCGCGCUAAUUCCAAAAACAGACAUCAAUCAAGUUCACUUCCGAUCCUGCCGCUAAUUUUAGCGUCUGGUAGUCCUUGGGGUUUAUGGCUGCGGCUAGCGUGUCAGGAUAGAAAGUUUUAGUUUCUGAUAACUAAGUAAA
This is a messenger RNA of Phyllotreta striolata, 292 nucleotides long. The record is from the annotation of a GenBank genome assembly. NCBI's taxonomy places the organism in Eukaryota, Metazoa, Arthropoda, Insecta, Coleoptera, Chrysomelidae.